AUGAAUUUAGAAUUAAGACUUAAGAGAUGUAAUGUUAUAAUGCCUUAAGGCUCAAAAUAUUCACUAUUCUUAUUAAAAAAUUCAAUAAAUAUUUCGUAUUAUUUAAUUUAUUGCAAAACAAAACACAUAUAUUUGAAAUGAAGGCAAUAAUACAACGUUGUAUGAAUGCUCAAGUUAGCGUUAAUGGUGAAGUUGUUAGUAAAAUUGGACAAGGAGCUUGUGUUUUAAUUGGAAUAAGUAGCAAAGAUAAUGUUAAGGAUAUGGAAUUUAUGGUAAAGAAAUUACUGAGUAUAAAGUUAUUUGAUGAUGAUGAUGGAAAAAAGUGGAAGAAGAGUAUAGUCGACAAAGAGUUUGAACUGCUAUGUGUAAGCCAGUUUACAUUAUGCAACACAUGGAAGGGUAAUAAACCGGACUUCCAUCUAGCAAUGUCAUCAGAACAAUCAAAGGAAUUUUAUGAAAACUUCAUUAAAUUGAUGAAAGAUAAAUACAAUCCCGAUAAAGUUAAAGAUGGUGUUUUUGGUGCCUACAUGCAAGUUUCUUUACAAAAUGAUGGGCCAGUAACAUUGGAACUGGAAUCGCCAGUCCAAAAUGAUAACUCCAAAAAGGCUCAACCUGUCUUAACAAAUACAGAAAAUGGGGAAGCUGAUAGAUAAAAAAAAAUCACUUUAAAAAUAGACAAACUUUAAUACUACUUUUAGAUACCAACUUUUUAUAAUGUAUAGAUAUAUUAAUAAAAACCCAAAUUUCA
Danaus plexippus (monarch butterfly) is the source of this 748-nucleotide messenger RNA. RefSeq names its product D-aminoacyl-tRNA deacylase 1 (gene Dtd). Lineage: Eukaryota; Metazoa; Arthropoda; Insecta; Lepidoptera; Nymphalidae. The record is from RefSeq and is a predicted model, not a curated record. Gene Ontology annotation, biological process: tRNA metabolic process. The transcript is spliced from 5 exons. Gene Ontology annotation, molecular function: D-tyrosyl-tRNA(Tyr) deacylase activity. Gene Ontology annotation, cellular component: cytoplasm. The coding region runs from base 138 to 653 and encodes 171 amino acids.